AUGAAACUCGUUUAUAUCAUCACCGGCAUCCUUGCCACCAUUGCACUGACCACUGCAAAGAAUACCUUCCGCCCAUGGAAGGCAGGGAUUGGUCCCAGUCUUGACCCUCCGAACUUCGAUCACCCUCUUCCAAUCCCGGAAGGUGGUAAGUUCGAAAUUAUUCGUGGGGCCAACAAGAGACCUAAUGGAGAACUUCAAGGUCUCAGAGGAGGAUUGGGCUCUGGGUUCGAGUCCGUUGAGGCCAAGAAGGAGAAGGAGGCAGGGCCAAGGCAGGAAUUUCAGAGUAAACAGCCGUUAAGCCAAGGUUGGAGAAAUUCUCUUCUCUAA
This is a messenger RNA of Morchella importuna, 327 nucleotides long. RefSeq lists its product as uncharacterized. Lineage: Eukaryota; Fungi; Ascomycota; Pezizomycetes; Pezizales; Morchellaceae. The transcript is spliced from 3 exons. The coding region runs from base 1 to 327 and encodes 108 amino acids. The record is from RefSeq and is a predicted model, not a curated record.